Molecule: messenger RNA, 2234 nt
Organism: Saccostrea echinata
Lineage: Eukaryota; Metazoa; Mollusca; Bivalvia; Ostreida; Ostreidae
Exons: 6
Coding region: 83-826 (247 amino acids)
Source: RefSeq, a predicted model, not a curated record
UUCGAUUAUAUUAGUAACAUGGUGUGUGAUAGCAAGAAAAGCCAAGCUCUGUGAAAAAAAAGAAGCACUAGAAAUAUUGAAUAUGGAUUCCUUUGUUUCCUGCUCUUAUGAUGACGCAAGGGAGAAAAUUAAAACCGUUCUCAUACUAGGAUGUGUUUCUGUUGCAGUCAGUCCCCUUUGUCUUCUCCUUCGUUUGCCAACCGGAAAAUUGGAAAACGCCUGUUUGAUUACAUAUUAUGUUUUGUAUGUCCUCUUAUGUCUUGGGAUAGCUGUUCCUCUAUUUAUUUUCACAAUUCAAUUGCUGGAUUCCAAAACAUCAAAAAAACCUAUGGAUUAUGGCCCAUUAAAGAAAGGGAUGUUUAACUCCUUGGCACAAAAUUUUACUUCUGAUGAAAUCACACGCGGUAAUACAAUGUCAGACAGAUGGAACAAGUUUUUUAUCAAGUACGACUGCUGCGCUGUAAACCAGGUACUGGGCACAACUAAUGACUUUGACAAGACCCCCUGGUGUACAAUAUCCGGAUCCUGUCAACAGACAAACUCUCAAAUUCCGAAAACCUGUUGUAAAGAUGUCACUGAAGAAGACUACGUCAAUGCAACUAGCAGUUGUCAUGCUACUGUCAGCGCUGGAUCAUACAAAGACAGCUGUUUUAGUCGUGUGAUAAACCUUCCUAAUGAGAGCCUUAAAGAGUAUCAAAUUGAUAUGAUAAUUACCUGCUCGCUCACUUUGGCAGUAAUAAUGCUUGCUUCAUUCCUCCACGUUCUUGUCCUGAUUUUCAUCAGUAUCUUCAAAAGAUCUGAAUGCUGUACCAAGUGCUGCAAUUGAUUUUGAAAGAAACUUGAUGCUGAAUAAGACGUUUUACAUUAUAUUUUAUUAAUUUUUAAUUUCUCAUACCAUGUUUAAAAUUUGAGUGAGUUUUUGAUACUGUACAGGAACAUUUUACCAAAAAUUCGAUUAAACAAUAAAGCAUUUUGGGUAUAUGACAACUCAAUGCAAAAAAAUCAUAGAUACGACAGUUCGUCGAUGAGACAAAUGAUAGAUUACACAAGUCAUAGAACGGACAUUCCAUGGAAAUCCCACAAUCCAUCGAUACUCAUCGAAGCUGAUCGAAAACAAUAAACAAAAUUAUAAUUGAUAAAUCCAUUUCAUUAACUCAUGCAACAAAUCACUCAAUAUUUCAAUAAAAACAUUAUGUGUCAAGAUAUAAAUGUUUUGAAAAUACCCCACACAUCACCGAGUCUGGAGCAUGGUUGUGUUCCUUUGCUCCUUCGAUGAUUUUUUUUUUCUUUAUGCAUCGACGCCUUGCAGUCAGCUUAUCAAAUUUUUAAUAAGAGUAAGCGCUUUUGUUCUUUCCUAAACAUUAAAAACGGAAUAAAUAAAAUUUUAAAAACUUCCCACCCAUAGUCGUGUCUUGGGCUAGGUGAUAAAAUACACAAUCAAUUCUUCGUUAGUUCACCCAAACUGAAGGCUAUUGUGAAAUUUUCUGAUCACGUUUUGUCCGGCGUCCGUCUGUCCGGCUGUCUGUCUGUAAACUUAUUACUUUUUUUCGAUUUUGUCUUGAGCUAAUAGGCUCAUAUAUACCAAAGUAUUCCUUAGGUAAAGACCAUUCAAGCUUAUUCAAAUGAAGUGUCAUGUCAUUUUCCAAAGGGGAGAUAAUUACGAAUUAAUGAAAAAAAAUCAUUGCCAUUUUUUAAUUAUUUUCUUUUAAAAGAACCAGUUACAAUGGAAAUUCAUGUAGGAUUAUUCCCCCGGUAAUGAAGAUUCAAGUUUGUUGAUUCUUGACUCCAAGGGAAAGGGUGGAAUCAGAAAGGACGAUCAUAUUUUUACGCAGGGAUAUAUUGGGAAAGGUUCUCUAAAAUAUUCUCAAGAAUCAGAGGGCUAGGAAAGAUGAAACUUAUGAGAAAACAUCCUCAGGUAGUGUAGUUUUAAGUUUGUUCAAAUCAUGAACCCGUAGGUAGGGUGGGGCCUCAAAGGAUUCUUCUCAAGAACAGAAAAGGCAUGAUUAGUCAUAUUGGUAUGGAAUCAUUGUCAGUAUAUUUAAUUUUCUUCAAAUCAUGAUCAUGGAGUAAGGUGUGAACAAAAUAAGCAAAGUUCUAUAAGGGAAUAUAUAGAGGAAAACUUUACAAUCUUCUCAAGAAUACACAGACCAGAAGAGUUAAAACUUAAUUGAAAGUUUUAUUACAUAAUGAUAGAUUCAAAUUAUUCGAAUCAUGACCCACAGGUGUAGAUUUAG